ACAUAAUAUUCAUUCACAUUCACAAGAAUGAGGUUCCGGAGAACAUUCCCAGGAAUGAAAGAAUUAACAUUAUGGAAAGCAUUUGGUGGCUCUGGAUCUGUGCUUGCUCAAGUUCAGAAGAAUGAUGGAGGAGCUAAUUGAAACUUACCAAAUAUCAUAGCCUAGAGUCCACUACCUAUAAAAUGCACAGAACUACUCGGAUCAAAAUUACAGAGCUGAAUCCACAUCUGAUGUGUGCCCUGUGCGGGGGAUAUUUUAUAGAUGCCACAACAAUCAUAGAAUGUCUACACUCAUUUUGUAAAACUUGUAUCGUUCGCUACUUGGAGACCAACAAAUAUUGCCCUAUCUGUGAUGUGCAGGUGCACAAAACUAGACCCCUCCUUAGCAUUCGGGCUGACAAAACAUUACAAGAUAUCGUCUAUAAAUUAGUUCCAGGACUUUUCAAAGAUGAGAUGAAGAGGCGGAGGGACUUCUAUGCAGCCCAUCCCUCAGCAGAUGUCGUAAAUGGUUCAAAUGAAGACCGUGGAGAAGUAACAGAAGAAGACAAAAGAAUUAUCGCAGAUGAUGAAAUCAUUAGUUUGUCCUUAGAAUUUUAUGACUGCAACAAAUCAGAAAAGAAGGAGGUCCCACAUACUGAUGGAACAGACAAGGCUAACAGUGUCCGGUAUCUGCGGUGUCCCGCUGCAAUGACAGUAAUGCAUUUGGGAAAAUUUCUCCGGAAUAAAAUGGACAUUCCCAGCAAUUUUCGAAUUGAUGUUAUGUACGAAGAUGAACCCCUCAAAGAUUACUACACACUUAUGGAUAUAGCUUAUAUUUAUACAUGGAGACGGAAUGGUCCUCUACCCCUGAAGUACAAGGUGCAACCUGCAUGCAAAAGGUUAAAACUCAGUCAUCCCAAUGAGGAUUUCGCCAACACGAGUAUGAACUCAGAGAGUGACUCUGUGAGUGACAAAGGCAGCCCAGCCGCCGUUCCUUCCACAUCCUCUUCGCUGCCGAGCCCCAGCACGCCUGAACUCUCCCCCAAUUCACAAUACCCUGCCACAGCGGCCUCGGUCAUGAAUGGAAACACAAACUGUCACCAGAUGCUCCCAUCUGUACUCAGAGGCCGCAAAGUGACUGUAAACGGCUCGACAACCCCCACCUCCUGCUGAAAUCUGGAACGACCAAAUUAAUGUCAAGCAACGAGGAAAUGAAAUUCACCUAAAUAAUAUACACUGCGCUGCCAGCAUUCAGCUGACUGCUGCACCCUUUAUUAAAUGUAUAUAUAUUACAUUUGCUGUUUAGCAAUAUGUUUAUUGUAAGAAACAUUUCUAUUCCUCCAUACAACUUCUGAAAUGCUAUUGGCCAACGUGCACCACUGGUUAUGGCCGCAGAUGCUGUGGAUGCUUUGCCUCAACUUACAGAUACAAGUACAGUCAACUCCUCUUAAAUGAAACAGCAUUGGCCAAGUUCACCAUGCGUGCUCCUUGAAACAUCAAGUGAUGUGGCUUUCUCCUUUAAGGGAUAGUUGUCUUAAACUCAGUCUCAUUAGUUCCAAGUUAUUAAAAAAGGGAGUGAUAUCAUUUCUGUCAAUCUGAUGUGCUUUAAUGGUAUUUGUAUCUGAUUAAAAUUGACCAGAAAUAUGAGAGUUGAGUGUUGGGUGAUACAGCCCAGCAGCACUUCUUUGAAUGAGGUGAGGGCACCUUUUUUCUCUCAUACACAUUGUAUAUAAAGCUGAUGAAAUAUCAGAAAGUGUGCACCAUAAAAUAUUUACAUCAUAAUGAGAUUUUCAAUUUUAAUGAAACCCAAAUGUUUGUCUCCUAAUUCUAGCUUUGCAUAUAUUGGGAAAAUAUAUUCAAUGUUUUAUUUCACACAGUUAUGUCAGUUGUCUUCAACAUUUAUGGGUUUAUAUUGUAUAUGUAGAUGUGUUCAUGUGGGGAGAAAGUAUAAUUGAAGUAUAAUUCCACCGUAGUCCAGCUGUUGCAUUUCCAUACCUUUCUGAUUCCAGGUGUCAGAUAAAGAAGCAAUCUGAGAUAAACCCAUCUUCAGCCCUGAACAGAGAAAUUCUUUCACAACUCUGUCACAUUUAGUUAGAUCAUGAUAUUGGAAUAUAAUUAAGCCAUUCAAUCAUAACAUCUGCUCCAUGGCUGAUUUAUUCCUCCUCUCAACCCAAUAGUCCCCAAAUGACUUGCACUGCUGUUGUGGUGAUGAACAUAGAUUCAUCACUCUUUGGCUAAGGAAAUUCCUCCUCAUCUCUGUUAUAAAGAGGAUUCCUUCACUAAUCUGGAAGAUAGGGAUUAUUUAUUUUGGUGUGGGGACGGUGGUAUGGUGUUGUAAGGGGGAAUUCUAUAGGAGAUUUUCCAAGCAAAUCACCAACUGCUCUUGUCCCAAUUAGCUGGGUAUUUUUCACCAUUCAUUCCUUCGUAGAGGCUCUUAUAAUCUCUGCAGGUUAUAAUCAGAAUGAGGAGAUUCAGGUACAGAUACUACUUAAUAUACUGCAAAUGAAAUAUGUGCAGAAUUAUAAAUUCAGGUAGAAACUAAUGAGAUUAGAAUCAUACUUCCAAAUUUUAUAGACACGGCUUUUGUUGGCAAUUCAAUAAGGAAUAAUCUGUUACCGCUUUGCAUUCAGAUGCUUGGUUUUAAAGUGACUGCAGCAAUCAAAUCUUUAUUGUAAUAUUAAUUGAUUCUAAAUAUGCUGGUAGCACAAUUGGUGACUUUAAAAACAACCUCAGUUAGCUGGAAGAACACAUGCUAGACGUUAAAGGAACUCAAUGGGUCAGACAGCGUCUACAUUGGUAAUUAAACAGUAGAUGAUGUUCCAGUCAACAGGACUGUUCCACAUAUCCUGCCUAUCUCCACCAUUUUGCGUGUACUGUUCUGGAUUUCCAGUAUCUUCAGAAUUUCUUGUGUUUGUGUUCUCACUUAACAGGAUUCGACUGUACAAGUAAGCACUUUCAAUGCUUACAUUUUUCGUGUGUGUGUGUGUGUAUGUGCGUGCGCACACAUGCACAUCAGCGAGUAUGAAAUGAAAAUUCUUUCCCUCUUAAGAUUUGCUACCGACCGAACAGCACAAAUGAAAUGAGCUUAAAAUGGAAUAUUGUUUUAAAAUUUAUUUUUUGUUUUGAUAAUCUUAUUAAAUCAUUUUAGAAUUGUAUUUAAUUAUAAACAUUUUUCCAUGUUUCAGAAUAACUUUUUAAUUGUAGAAUGGGAAAUGUUGUGAAGGCCAUCCCAUUAAAAUAAUGACAAUUUCCAAUUAUUUUCUAGAGCAAAAAGAAAACCUUAUUGAAUAAAGUUUUGAAAGGAAUAGAGAUGGGUAACUUAACAUUGCCUCAUUUAGAGAUUGCGCUGUAUGCUGACUGUAGAUGAAGUUUUCAAAAAGCACAUUUUAAGAAGAGGAUAAUGAAGAUACAGAACAUGCUAUUCAGUGCCAGAGGUAUAAUGUGAGCCGAAGUCUUCAGAGCAGCAGCCUCUCUUGGUUGCAUUAUCAAUGUGUUACUGUCAUUUUCAGAUCUGAAGCACUAUCGCAUUGUAUUUUCAUCUGGCCUCCAGCAAAUGCAUCUGUAUCUUGAGUAUGCAAUGGUGCACUCUAAAAUGGCUGCAAAAAAAUGAGUCCAGGGAUCAGUGAGCUCUCGACCGAGAUAUUAAAAUCUCUUUAUUCAUGCACCUUGCCUCCACAGUAGACUGCAUUGUAGUGGACGUUCCUAAAAAGGGGACUGUAUUUCAAGCCAUAAUGAGAGGCACGUGGCAAGACCACGAACCAAAAACAAAAGCGAUCCAGAGUCAUUUACAGAAAUUCUAUGAAAGUGCAAUAGAUUCAGAGGAAAGAUCAGGCAACUGUACCGUCAAGCUCUGUGCAUCAUAUACCUUUCCUGAGAGACUUCAUGGUUACCAUAAUGCUGGCAAUUUAUCCUAUACAUUUCACUUUAACUGACGAACAAAUUAAACAAACAAAGCCCACUUAAUGUAAAUAUAUGCUAAUUAAUGAGUUGUCCCCUCACAAAUUUACACAGUAUAGAAGGGAAAAAGUUCGGUACUGGUCAGAUUCAAUAUUCAGUGCUGGUUUUUUAUUGUGGUUUCAGAGAACAUUUUUGUUACAUAUUAACAUUCACAUUGUUCAUUUCAAAUAGGAUUCUGUACAAUAAAACAAGUACUUUAUAAUGAAAGGUGCGAUGGCAAUAAUGAACAAUAUGUAACAGCCAAUGUUGCUUGGAACAAAUACAUUGUUUUAACAUUUGUCUGUGGUCAUACAUGUGGCAUUUAAUUUGGCACUGCAAUAUUUCAAAGUAGAUAUAAUUCCAAUGGGAUUAUGGAAGUAACUAGGAAAACAAAAGAGGAAACCACGCCCCAAUUAGAACCUAUAGAGAAAUGUUUUGAGAUUCAUGGUUAAUAGGAAUGCCAAGAAAAUUCAACCUUUCACACACAGGACUCGUGUAUUUUCUAGUUGAUAUAUAUAAAGAAUAAUGACAUUCGAAACCAACAUGAACAGGGAACUGUCUAAGCAGGAUUUAACUACUCCAGAUGCGUGGGUCCUACUUUGAAGUCAAACUUUGCUUUCCUUAUGUUACAAUGAUGUUGACUAGUUGACCCAGAUGAGAUAUAUGUGUUCACCAAGUCAUUCCAAAUCCUCCAGGUGUACGUUGAAUUUCCAUAAAUACCACAAGUUCAUUGAAUCGUCAGAUGAUCUAAUUUGUACACAAAUUCACAAGAUUGCCAUUUCUGCAAAUUCUAAAUUUUCCCUGUUGUAUAUUUCCAUGAAUACUGUUGAAGGGUAGAAUUUAUUAAUUUUUUUUUCCAAAUGAACCUGUGAGACAAAUAGGCCUGUAAAUUAUAGUCAAAAAUGCAAAGUAAAUAUUCAGAGUGCUGGAAACAACUUUGGACGUUGAGCUUAAUACAUAUUGGGUAGUCAUAGAGUUUCGUUAUAGUUAGACAAGCUCAAUUCCAUUAAGACCUGACAACUCAACUUACCUUGGAAACAGGACCACCUGCUCCACUUGAUGAAAUGACUUUGUUGCUGUGCUGAUUAUGAUAUAAAUUGCCAACGGCGUGUUCUAUAUACUGCUAGCCAAUAGCAGCUGGCAGCAUUAACAACAUGAAACAACAUGACUAAAGCCUGUAUCAAUUGGAAAAUGUUUGAAAGAACAACCGAAACAGAAAAUUCAUUAUAAAGUUAUUAUCAAAAUACACAUAUAUAUUCAAAAUAUUCUAAGCAGAGAUUUAUUUUCUUACAGGCAUUCAAGGAAAAUAGCAAGAAACGCAAGACAAUUUCCUUAAAAAAACACAGUAAACAAUAUGUUAAUAAGUAAGCAUAGCGUUAUAAAAGUAAUUCCAUAUCUAGGUACAUAGAUAGAUAAAUGGAUAAAUAGUUGGAUAGAUAGAUAGAGAAAUGGAUGGAUCAAUGAUUAGGUAAAUAGAUAUGUAUUUACCAUGUACUGUACUGUUUUUGAGGAUAAAUAUGUACUGUAUAUUUUUGACUAGAAAUCAAACUAUGUAAAUGUACAGUAUGUGGUUGUCUAUUUAGAAGUGUGAGUAUAUAUAUGUAAUAUAUUUGUUUGUCUAAUGGUGACAAUCAACCUAUGUGGAUCUGUCAGAAUAGAUAGGAACUGUACAUGUUUACCUUUGGAACACAACCUAUGUGGAUGUGUGAGGAUAUUUACACACAUACGCAUACUGUACAUGUUUGUCUACUUGGGAAAUCAACCUGUGAAGAUAUAAAUAUACUGUAUAGGUUUGUCUCUGGACAUUAAUCUGUGUGGAUGUAUGUGUGUGUGUGUGUGUAUAUGAGUGUGAUCCUCACAAAUUGACAUAGGUUGCUUUGCUGAGGGAAUUGAUUUCCAAUAUUAGUAAAAAUAUACAGUACAAAUUUACCCUCACAGUCACAUAGGUUGAUUUCCAGAGAAAAACCUACACAGUACAUAUAUACCCUGACAAUAUACAGUACACACACACACAUCCACAUGGGUUGACUUCCCGAGGCAAACAUAUACAGUAUAUACACUCACACACAUAUAUAGUGCAUAUAACAUAUAUAGUACAUACAUAUAUACGUGUACACACACACACAUAUAUGUGUGUGUACUACAUAUGUUUGACUCGACAUAAAGCUAUGUGGAUGAGUGAUGAUAUAUAUGUGCACAGUAUAUUUGUCACUGGAAAUCAACCUGUGUGGAUGUAUGAUAAUAUAUACUUACUCUAUAUAUUUGUCUUAGUAAAUCAACUUUUUUGGAUAGGUGAGGAUAUAUAUUUACUGUAUACAUCUGUCUCUGGAAAUAAACCUAGGGGACGUGUGAGGGUAUUUAUGUUCACAGCACAUCUGUCACUUAAAAACAUAUACAGUCAUCUAUGUUUGUCUGCUUUAGGAAAUCAACCAAUGUCGAUGUGUGAGCAUAUACAUUUAUUGUAUAUAUUUGACUCUGGAAACCAAGCUACGUGGAUCUGGGAGUAUACAUACGUGCUGUAUAUGUUUGUCUAAUGUUGGAAAUCAACCUGUGUAGAUGAGUGAGGAUAUAUAUGUACACAGCACAUCCGUCACUUAAAAAUCAACUUGCUUGAAUCCAUGAGGACAUAUAUGUACUGUAGAUGUGUUUCUCUGGAAAGCAACCUAUGUGGAUAUGCGAGGAUAUAUAUAGACUAAAUAUGCUUGCCUCUGGAAAUCAGCCUAUGUGGAUGUGUGAGUAUAUAUAUGUACUAAAUAUAUAUUUUUUCUGGAUAUAAACUAUGUGGAUACUUGAGGAUAUAUAUGAGCUGUAUAUAUAUUUUGUCUCUGGAAAUAAAGCCAUCUGGAUGUGUGAGGAUAUAUAUAUGUACUUCACAUGUUCAUCUAAUGUUAGAAAUCAACUUGUGUGGAUGAAUGAAGCUAUGUACUGUACUGUACAUUUUUGUGUACUGUUGGAAAUCAGCCUAUGUAGAUGUGUGAUGAUACAUGUGUACUGUACAUGUUUGUCUCUUGAAAUCAACGUAGGUGGAUGUGUGAGGAUAUGUAUGUACUAUGUAUGCUUCUCUAAUGUUGAAAAUCAGCCUAUCUGGAUAUGUCAGGAUAUAUAUAUAUAUGUACUGUAUAUGUUUGUCUAUUGUUGGAAAUCAACCACUUGUCACUGAAAGUCAACUUAUGUCAAUCUAUGAGAAUAUAUAUGUGCUGUAGAUGCAGAAAGCACUUAUGUGGUUUUGCGAGGAUAUGGUAUGUCCAGUAUGUGUUUGGCUGAUGGAUUGAUUUCCAGUGCAUCAUUUAGGAUAUAUAUCUACUGUAUAUGUUUACCUCUGGAAAUUUAUCUAUGUGGAUAUGCAAGGAUAUCUAUGGACUAAGUAAGUUUGCCUUUGGGAAUCAACCUGUGUGGUUCAUUAACCAAUGUGGAUAUUGAAGUAUUUAGAUAUAUCUAUUUCUCUCUCUCUCUCUCUCUCUCUCUCUCUUGCUCUCCCUCCCUCCCUCUCCCUCUCCCUCACCCUCUCUCUCUAUCCAUGUGUGUGUGUCUGUGUUCUGUAUAUGAGUGUCUAAUGUUGGAAAUUAUCCUAUAUGAAUGUGUGAGGAUAUGUAUGACCACUAUAUACCCAUAUAUAUUUGUCACUGGAAAUUAAACUGUGUGGAUCAGUGAGGAUAUGUAUGUACUAUAUUUGUGACUGGAAAUCAACUAAUGUGGAUGUGUCAGGAUAUAUAUGAACUGAAUAUGCUUGCAUCUGGGAAUAGCCUAUUUGAAUUUGAGAGGAUAUCUAUGUACCAUUUAUGUUUGUCUCUGGAAAUAAAGCUAUGUGAAUGUAUGAGGAUAUAUAUCUACUGUACAUAUUUACCUAACGUUGGAAAUCAACAUGUAUGGUUGAGUGAGGA
Molecule: messenger RNA, 7795 nt
Organism: Hypanus sabinus (Atlantic stingray)
Lineage: Eukaryota; Metazoa; Chordata; Chondrichthyes; Myliobatiformes; Dasyatidae
Product: polycomb complex protein BMI-1-like
Exons: 10
Coding region: 183-1151 (322 amino acids)
Biological process (GO): negative regulation of transcription by RNA polymerase II
Cellular component (GO): PRC1 complex
Molecular function (GO): promoter-specific chromatin binding
Source: RefSeq, a predicted model, not a curated record